AUGUUCAUCAUGGAAGCAAAUGUAAAAUCCGACAUCAGCUCAUAUGGACCAUCGAAUGUUGUCGUUGCAUUAGGACCACAAAAGGUGCCAACAAAAAGAAGACUGUCGCAAUCAAAGUUGCCAAUGAAUCAAAAAGUAGCGAGAAGAAGACGCCGAUUUGAUAGCUCGAGUUCAUCGAAAUCGGUAGAUCAAGGCGACGAUGGCACGGAAGAAGAUGAAGACACAGAAGAAGAUGAGGGAUUUGAUCAUACUAGCGACAGUGAUAAUGAUCAAAAAACUUUAAAAAAGCAGCCGACGCGGUGGUCAUGUCAUACACAUGUCCUGUACAAAGAAUCACCUUAUUUUGCAUCAUUGUUUGGAGAGAAUUUCAUUGAAUCCAAAGCCAGUAUUGUUUACUUGCCAUCCAGCAUCAUUGAUCGAAUGGCGCUAUACAGCAUCCUAAGAUUCAUGUACACCCAUCAAAUCAACAAACCAAAGACGAUCAAGGAAUUAUGCAACAUGUAUUCUGCUGCAGACUAUUUAGGAAUGGAGAAAUUGUGCAUCAUGUUAACGGAAAUAGUGAUUGAAUCGGUCCACCACUGUAUCUGCUACUGUACCUCCUGUAUCGCCAACGUACCUGAACUGUUCCCAUUUUGCAGGACUCGAUCUCUGGAAUUGCAGGACGAAAAAAUGGCUGUCAUGACACAAAAGGUCAUUACCAUCUUGGCGAGUGAUCCAGAAAAGACACUCUCCACUUACUGGACUAGUCGUCACAUGGCUCUACUUUUGAUACAGCUUCCACAAGAUGUUAGUCAGGCACUGUCGCAAAAGGUGCUUCAUCGUGUGAAUAAAUCAAACGCAAUCGAAUCACUCUAUUCCUGCUUUACAGCAUCCAACACCUUGUCAACCAACGACCCGUUGCUUUCCUGGAGUAAGCCGUUGCAUGCAACCCUGACAUCAGUCCAGUCUCGUGCUACAAAGAUUAUUGCUCGCCAUUUCGAUUUCUAUUGCUGCCAAUACCCUGCCUUAUUAUCAUGUAUCGAUGGAAUCACCUACUCGUUUGACUUUCUAGAGUAUCUAUUAUUGCAUAUACUCGAGGAUCAAAUGGACUGUAGUAAUGUCGGUAUACUAUAUCAGGGCAUUGUUUGUGAUUUGAUGUCCAGACAUGCCGUUCAGCAUAAUGAUCAAGUGAAGCAUAUUCUCAGCGUUGCCAAGGUAAUGGUGCUUCAUUACAUAACUCGGCGCAUCAGCGAUAUCCGACAACAGGGUGGUCUGGAUAAACUGGAUAAAGCUAUAUUGAAAUUACUUGCCGAUGACCUGGAUGUACGACCUAAAUCACUCAUUAGCUCAAACCACCCACUCUUUCACCGUGGUAUAUUUUCGUUCUUGCUGCCGUCUAUACCCACACUUCACCUAUCCACAUCGACGCACACCAACGGACUAUCGAGACACUCCUCGCGCUCUACAUUGCGAACGACCUCUGGUACAACCGCCACACGCCGGGUUAGCUUACCUGUGACAAACAAUGAGAACUCGUCCGCAUCGGCUUCGCCUUCAUUCGCCAGUCAGUUGACUCGGUUACUCAAGAAAAUUGGAUCAAGCCAUCAUCGUCGUCGUUACAGUAGCAGUGCUAGUGCCACAACGGGAUCAUCACCACAGCAACAGCGAUUAGCAAACCGAACACUGUCUACUUCAACCGUGCGUACGAGUAUAUCCACCUCUUCCACUUCUUGGUCACAAGUACGACUAACAGACACCAAGAAAGAAAGAUCCAUAUCCUUCUCGAGCAUAAAACACAGAAAGUUACUGCGUGGCCAAGUGAGUGCACCCAUGGUGGGCAUGCAUAGACGAGUUCAAUUGACAAGAAGACCCACAUUGACGGUUGGCACAGUCGAGUUUAUUGGCCAUGUUGAGUUUGCAGACGGUAUCUGGAUUGGUGUUGAGCUCGACAGAAGAGUGGGAAAGAAUGACGGAUCUGUUGAUGGCCAUCGUUAUUUUACCUCGUCUCCCAACAGAGGUGUGUUUGUUCGACCUGAAGAUAUUUCUUUGGUUGUCUAA
Molecule: messenger RNA, 2037 nt
Organism: Mucor velutinosus
Lineage: Eukaryota; Fungi; Mucoromycota; Mucoromycetes; Mucorales; Mucoraceae
Exons: 3
Coding region: 1-2037 (678 amino acids)
Biological process (GO): establishment of mitotic spindle orientation; nuclear migration involved in conjugation with cellular fusion; cytoplasmic microtubule organization
Cellular component (GO): cell tip; spindle; nucleus
Molecular function (GO): microtubule plus-end binding
Source: RefSeq, a predicted model, not a curated record